Molecule: messenger RNA, 1329 nt
Organism: Lachancea thermotolerans CBS 6340
Lineage: Eukaryota; Fungi; Ascomycota; Saccharomycetes; Saccharomycetales; Saccharomycetaceae
Gene: EXG1
Product: glucan 1,3-beta-glucosidase
Exons: 1
Coding region: 1-1329 (442 amino acids)
Biological process (GO): glucan catabolic process
Cellular component (GO): cell surface; extracellular region
Molecular function (GO): glucan exo-1,3-beta-glucosidase activity
Source: RefSeq, a predicted model, not a curated record
AUGCUAGCUCUCACAUGGGUUUACACCCUUUCUGUGGCCGUGUGCGCGGCGCUGGCACAGCCAGUACCCGCCAAGGGCCCUCACAGCGUCCAGUUCAUGCACGAACAGAACAAGAAGAGAUUCUACGACUACUCCAGCGCGACGAUCCGCGGUGUUAACAUCGGUGGCUGGUUCGUCCUAGAGCCCUUCAUCACACCCUCGCUUUUCGAGGUAUUCCGCACCAUCGACAACAACGACGAGGGUAUUCCUGCCGACGAGUACCACUACUGCCAGGCGCUCGGCCAGGAGGUCGCUGCAUCGCGCCUUGAGCAGCACUGGUCUUCCUGGUUCACUGAGAAGGACUUCGCCAACAUCGCUGACUCCGGCCUCAACUUCGUCAGAAUCCCAAUCGGCUACUGGGCUUUCAAGACACUCGAGUCCGACCCAUAUGUCACCGGCAAGCAGGAGUACUACCUGGAUCAGGCCAUCGGCUGGGCCCGCAACAACGGCCUGAAGGUCUGGGUCGACCUGCACGGUGCUGCCGGCUCGCAGAACGGCUUCGACAACUCUGGUCUGAGAGACUCGUACGCGUUUCUUGAGGACUCCAACCUAGCGUUGACCAAGGAGGUUUUGCAGUAUUUGCUGGAAAAAUACUCCAGAGACGAGUACCUAGACACUGUUAUUGGUGUUGAACUAAUCAACGAGCCUCUGGGCCCUGUUUUGGACAUGGACAAGCUCAAGGAGUACUACCAGUUUGGCUAUGACUAUCUCAGAAACGAGCUUGGCAGAGAUCAAAUCGUGAUCAUCCACGACGCCUUUGAACCUUACAACUACUGGGAUGACACCUUGGUCUACAACCAAGGUGCCUGGGGUGUUGUUGUCGACCACCAUCACUACCAAGUCUUCUCAAACAAGGAACUUCUGCGCUCAAUUGAUGAACACGUCUCAGUCGCCUGCGAAUGGGGCUCUGGCACCUUGUCCGAAGCCCAUUGGACUGUUUGUGGCGAGUGGUCUGCUGCUUUGACAGACUGUGCCAAAUGGCUAAACGGUGUCGGUUACGGUCACCGCUAUGAUGGCACUUUCCACAAGGGCGACGACACCUCUAGCUACAUCGGGUCGUGUGAAAACAACGAAGACAUCAACUCUUGGUCCGACGAAAGAAAAGCUGACACCAGGAAAUACGUCGAAGCCCAGCUAGAUGCAUUCGAGCUCAGAGGUGGCUGGGUCAUCUGGACUUACAAGACCGAGACUUCCUUGGAAUGGGAUCUGCAGCGUUUGAUGUUCAACGGGCUCUUCCCACAACCCGUUACUGACAGGCAGUACCCUAACCAGUGCGGUUUCAGUAACUAA